This is a messenger RNA of Monosiga brevicollis MX1, 1791 nucleotides long. RefSeq lists its product as uncharacterized. The record is from RefSeq and is a predicted model, not a curated record. Gene Ontology annotation, biological process: ubiquitin-dependent protein catabolic process. Lineage: Eukaryota; Choanoflagellata; Craspedida; Salpingoecidae. Gene Ontology annotation, cellular component: Cul4A-RING E3 ubiquitin ligase complex. Gene Ontology annotation, molecular function: phosphatase binding. The transcript is spliced from 4 exons. Bases 1 to 1791 code for a protein of 596 amino acids.
AUGGCACGCAUGGGCGAAGAUGGCCUUUUGCAAGGCGAGCUUAUCAACAUAGUCACCGCGUGCACGGCGCCUGCCGCGCUCACCCACUUGGAGGAGCAGUACGGCCAGAUCAAUGUGACGGAUGAGGAUCGACAGGCCACUCAUCAAAAUCGCGAUACUGAGCUCACAGCCGCCCUGGCUGCGCUUGCCGUGGAUGGUUACAACACAACCUUGAUUGAGACGCAUCACGCCACAGGCGAUGAUGCCACUUGGCUGCCGUACUGCCAUGCCGAUGGGGCGACUGUCGAGCAUCCCGCGACGCUCAACCUCGCAAACAGCUAUCACGAACAGGCGGGGCCUUCUGACGGUCUUCGAAGCACCAGCUUCAUCUUGCCGAACCCCUCGUCCCUCAUUGUGCAGCACGCACAAGCAUUUCAACUGACCCUCUUGACGAACAUUGUGUCCGAUGACAUGGUGCGCAACGUCAGCCAAAUUUUGACUCUGGCUGGGUAUCAGCGAUCUCCCUGCCGACGCACGCUGAAUCUGCUGCAAACUUCCCUAUUAUCUCUGGUGCUGUCCGAUGUCUUUACCUGCCUGUCAGCGCUCAAGACGGACGAGCGCCAACGUGCUCUUCAAGCCCGCAUGAUCGAGCACAACGCCAUCAGUAAUCUCUUUCAGCUCUUCGAUUCCCUGCUUUGGGGCGAGCCACAAACUGAUGAAGAUGAGGGCCAUGGUGUCCAUGGGCCAGGCUGCCACUGCUCACCCGGCCGCAUCCUGCGCCAACAGUACCUGCGUAUUGUCCAUGACCUCGUGAAUACCACCAACGGCGAGCCGAUUUUGCCAUUGUUUUUUACAGACCAUGAGCGUGACUUGAUUCUGAGCCUAGAUGAGCCGUACCGCGAUUAUCAGCACCUGCGCCCCUGGGCCAAGUACCGGAUUGAUGCCGAGGAGAGUGAGCGACACGGUUUUAUCAUAAAACUCAUCGGUGCCUACAAAAUCACUCAGCUAUCCGAUCCCGUCAAAUGCUCACUGGCCAUCACGCUGGAAAACUCAAUGCGUGGCGCAAGUCCAGCAGAGCGCCGAUUUAUCGGAGCGGCUGGCUUGUUGCAAGCCUUGCUCGACGACGCUUUCGUCUUAUAUGGCCGUGACUCCAACGUGGACGAAGAGGUUUUGCAGUUUGUCAACGAUUGUUGUGGCUCGCUUCUUGCCGGUACUUUGAGCAACUGGCAACAUUUGCACGGGCUUUUGGCAUCGCGGGCCUGUGGAUUCGAUCUUGCCAGUUUUUGUCAAUACUUGUCAUAUUCUGUGGUCGGUACCAAUCAGUUGGUGCGGUCCAUUUUCGUCACCGACUUCAAGUUUGCAGCAGAGGAACCUGCGCGUCAUGCUAUUUAUCGCGAAUUGCCCGUGAUCCGCUGGCUGUUGCAACCGCAGAACACGGCGGCGUAUUUGGUCAAAUUGCUGACCACGCAGCCUUUGGUCAAUUUGGCUCAGGAUCAUGUCAGCUGCUACAAUACAUCCUUGGUCAUACUCUAUCGUGCGCAAUCUGUGGGCGAGCUCGAUCUGAUCCUCGAAUUUGUCGGCAAACAUCCCAAGGGUUUCUCGGCCCUUGGGUCUCUGAAGCAGUUCUGCAUGGCCUGGUGUCAGUAUUAUCCCAAGCGUCAGCGCGACUUGGCCUCGCUCGCAGUCACAACAGGUCUUCACCUGGAUGACUGGAUGCACCUGCACGGCCAACUCAAGGAGCAACUUCCGGAACAUUUGGCACGCUUGUCGGCCCAAGACAAAUCGCCAGCGCAACUACCAACAGAUGAUUAG